GUUAGUCUGGGUUUCAGUCCCACACGGGUAACACAGGACGAAUCUACACCAUGACUCGGUGUUGGGCCAACUACCACAAUAUCACAUCCUGCAACUCAAUCGUUUGCCACCGGGUCCCAGAUCUGUCGCUUGGGCAUGGUUGACCGGUUGGACUUGGCCAGUCAACUGGCGUCCGCUCUUCCCAAAGACUUGGGCUUGACGGUCUAUCACAUUUCCACUCUCUCUAACCCGUCGCUAGCCCUGUUUGCGCCACUGCCGCACCAGCAGGAGGAAGAAACCACGUGCCAGUCACAUUUUCUUGCUGUCUCGACACCGCGGUCGGAUGAGGCCAAAGAGGUCUUGGUGUUUGCCGUCGAGGUCCUGAUCUUCGCCUCGCCCUCGUUGACUACUUUAUUUGUCUCAAAAGCCGACUCUACAGGAUUCUCAUCCCGGCUAGGCGUGACCAAGGGCUCACCAUCCCCGAUCGCCACUGUUAUUUCUACUUUUCUCCAUUACCUGGUUAAACCACGGCUCAAUGGGACAAGGGUGGUGCUCUCAUUGUUUGCCCGGGCGCAAAAUCAGUAUCUAUUUCCUGGAAGCAGCGAGAAUGCUGGUAAGCAUAUACUGAAUGAUCGCCAACUCAUUAAAUGGUGGGGACGAGUUUUGGACAAGGUCCUGCGACGUCGCGCUGAGAUGCCCUCCUCUGGGCCCAACAGCACAGUACACCUGAUCGUGCCUGGAUGUGAAAAGACAGAAACAAGGUCAUUCUUCCCGCCUCUGGCUCGUCUCGACCCGCCCACAGACCCGCGAUGGAUUGAUUCCUACCCGGUAGAUCUUCUCGUUGCUGACACGAAGCAACCGAUCAGGUCAUUAAUACCCCGGUUUCCGGAUGAUCCCAAGGCUCGGUUUUUGGAGGAUCUAGAUGGCACAGGUAUGGACGAGCAGGGAAAUUGGCGCAGUGUCACAACGCUGCACCAAUUCUGGGAAAUGAUGUCGUACAGACAAGAGUGUUCCGCGGGCCGGCUGGUUGGAUUCUUUUGGAUGGUAUUCCCACCGAGCCAGAGGGAGGGCACGUCCCUGGCAGGAAUUGACGCUCGUAUGCCUUUGCCACAAACGAGAAAUCUUGACCGAGCCAAAGUACACGGCUUUAGCAAUGCUGUGAUCCAAAUUGACCCGGAACCAUAUACGAGCGUCUCGAACACCAGUGACCUCGCGAAAUCAUCAACCCCGACAGAACUAAGCCAAAACGGUCCAACUGAGCCGCAUGGGUUAGAAUACGAGGUUGUUGGAGACCGUCCUCGCAAAGAUGAAUCUACAGCAAAGGGCGAGUUGGUUCUGGAUGGUGGACAGUAUCAAACCUUGAUGGAUUAUUUGUUGCAGACCGACUUUGCAGGGUCGGAGCUUGCAGAAGAGCAUACCUGUGGAUGGAUCAGCAAGGCUCUCGAAAUCUCUGGGGCACCCAGAUUUGGGCAAACAAUUCAUGGAGAAAUGGCUCUGAAUGCUUCAUCUCACAUCUCGGCUCCAAACAAUCAUGUGACUCCCGCGGUGAAUAUGCUCACUGGCUUACGGAAGAAAAGAAAGGCCGAGCAGGUCUCUGAGAUAUCUGAGGGCGAAAAAGAGGUGUCACAGUCAAUGGCAAAGACACUAGCAACUGGACUGGUACGAAAGAAGCCGAAGAACUAAGCGUGGACUAGGUCGCAUAUCUCACUACGGUACCCGUCUACAUCAAGGCUAUGCACAUAAAAGUCCCCUUGGCGCAGGCUUGACAAAGAGAAUCUCACCCAGACAGAAGGGUGGCAUCAUUUUCCUCACACGGCCUGAUGACAGUCGGGGAGUUUAUCAUGAUUGGCUGUCGCUGGGGAGCAAUACUUCGUAUGGGGCUAGAUGGAGAUGAGAAGUUGCUGGAUAUUUAUGGCCAAAGCAAACUCAUAGGGCACGUGAUAAACUACUUGGCCAUUUGUCAGAUCAGACGCUCUGUGUUUCCAUUCUUGGUGUUGCAGUAAAGAUAGCUAUGAUAAAGACCAUGAGGUACCCG
Exophiala mesophila is the source of this 2014-nucleotide messenger RNA. RefSeq lists its product as uncharacterized. The transcript has a single exon. Lineage: Eukaryota; Fungi; Ascomycota; Eurotiomycetes; Chaetothyriales; Herpotrichiellaceae. Gene Ontology annotation, molecular function: histone H3K56 acetyltransferase activity. The coding region runs from base 136 to 1662 and encodes 508 amino acids. Gene Ontology annotation, cellular component: nucleus. Gene Ontology annotation, biological process: DNA damage response. The record is from RefSeq and is a predicted model, not a curated record.